This is a messenger RNA of Plectropomus leopardus (leopard coralgrouper), 5615 nucleotides long. It is a transcript of the gene prkacab, whose product is annotated as protein kinase, cAMP-dependent, catalytic, alpha, genome duplicate b. Gene Ontology annotation, biological process: protein phosphorylation. Lineage: Eukaryota; Metazoa; Chordata; Actinopteri; Perciformes; Serranidae. Gene Ontology annotation, cellular component: nucleus; cytosol; cAMP-dependent protein kinase complex. Gene Ontology annotation, molecular function: cAMP-dependent protein kinase activity; protein kinase A regulatory subunit binding; ATP binding. The record is from RefSeq and is a predicted model, not a curated record.
GUUCCGUCAUCUCGCUCGUCUCCGAGGCUACAGGGGGCCAAUGUUGAUUUGGGCGAUUUCUCGUCGUUGUCGGACCCCGCCGAGGAUUAAUUUUUAAAAGCUGGGUUCGGUAACGAAAAGUGGCAGGCUAUUGAUUGAGAAUAUUGCACCCAAGCCGUCGGUAUAGCUGUUUUUUGGGUUGGGGGAGAGGUGGGGAGCCGGGGGGCCUCGCUCGGAGGGGGCUGCAAGGAGGGACAGGAGAAGACUGGAUCCUCCGUGUUCAGGCCAACUGCGCCGAGGUCGGCCUGGCGGUCCGGUGAAGCCCCAGCGACCGAGAUACUUCAACGAUAGUUCAGCGUGGAUUUAAAUCAUCGGUCGCCGGUUGUUGAUGACCGUGGAGUGAGUGAGCGUCUCGCCGUGGCACCGCAUCAGCAGCUGUCAGCCUAUUACAAAUCAAGUCCUCGGAGUUAACGCUUGGUAACUGUUACAGCUGGAUUUAGGAAAUACCGUUCAGACCUAAUCGAGCUAAGACCGGCUUGACAAGGCUGUAGGACGGCCAAAAAGCCACGGAUCGCCCGUUGACAAGUUGUCAUCAUGGGCAACGCGCCCACGGCCAGGAAGGGCAGCGAGAUGGAAAGCGUCAAGGAGUUCCUUGCUAAAGCCAAAGAGGACUUUCUCAAGAAGUGGGAGAACCCUGCACAGAACACUGCUUGCCUGGAGCAGUUUGAGAGGUUGAAAACGCUGGGCACGGGCUCGUUUGGCCGUGUGAUGCUGGUGAGGCACAGAGAAACGGGACAGCAUUAUGCCAUGAAGAUCCUCAACAAGCAGAAGGUUGUGAAGCUCAAGCAAAUAGAGCACACUCUGAAUGAGAAGAGGAUUCUUCAGGCUGUCAGCUUUCCUUUUCUGGUGCGGUUAGAGUACUCGUUCAAGGACAACACUAACCUCUACAUGGUGAUGGAAUAUGUACCAGGUGGAGAGAUGUUCUCCCAUCUACGGAGAAUUGGCAGAUUUAGUGAGCCUCACGCUCGAUUCUACGCUGCUCAGAUCGUUCUUACCUUUGAGUAUCUGCACGCUUUGGACCUGAUCUACAGAGACCUGAAACCUGAAAACCUGCUCAUAGACCAACAGGGCUACAUACAGGUGACAGAUUUUGGCUUUGCCAAACGUGUAAAGGGCCGGACCUGGACACUGUGUGGCACCCCAGAAUAUCUGGCCCCAGAGAUUAUUCUUAGCAAGGGUUAUAACAAGGCAGUAGACUGGUGGGCGCUGGGUGUACUCGUCUAUGAGAUGGCAGCAGGGUACCCGCCUUUCUUUGCUGACCAGCCCAUUCAGAUCUAUGAAAAGAUCGUAUCAGGGAAGGUGCGUUUCCCAUCCCACUUCAGUUCUGACCUGAAGGACCUCCUGAGGAACCUGUUACAGGUGGAUCUCACAAAACGUUACGGAAACCUGAAGAACGGGGUCAAUGACAUCAAGGGACACAAGUGGUUUGCAACCACUGACUGGAUUGCCAUCUACCAGAAAAAGGUGGAAGCUCCCUUUGUCCCCAAGUUCAAAGGACCAGGCGACACCAGCAACUUCGACGACUAUGAGGAGGAGGAGAUCCGUGUCUCCUUCACUGAGAAAUGUGCCAAGGAGUUUGCGGAGUUCUAGAGUUAGAGAGCGAGAGAGGAAGGAGGAAGGAAGAAGGGAGAGUCAAAGGUAGGCUGGUCAAGUGGGAGACGUAAGGAGGGAGUACUGUCUCCUGUCCAAUCACAAGCACCAGCUACAAAAAGGUGGGAAAAAUGGGAUAGAGAAGGGAAAAAGAGCAAGGAGACCGAUAACCAGCAGUGUUGCCUUUUCUGUUGCGUUUCUGUUGUAUUUUAUUUAUUGUUCUGUCUUAUUUAUGGAUCCCUUUAUAAUGAAGAUGUGCUUCAGAUUCUUGGGUGUUAUUUAGAGUUGCCUCGACACAUUUUCACCCAAGAUCUUCCCUGCUCUUUUAUUGUUUCACUCAUUGUUUAGUCACUUUUGGGCCACAUCACGGAAAAAUCACUCAAUUGGCUAUUACAUGAAGCCGAUUGAGUCAUACAAGUUGAGGUCUCAGUUUGCAUAAAAGUUUCUUCAAUUUAAUCUGAUAACCGGCCAGCUCGCUCUUUCUCUGGUGAGCAAGAGGAGCAUUGAAGUGAACAUUUACAUGCACUUAAAUAACUUGUGUUUUGCAGUCAGUUUUCUUUAAAUGUGUAAAUCGUUUCAUAUCGUAGACAGCAUACGUCUGGCAUGGUUGGCCAAAAGAUGAAGAUGACGCAUUGUGUGUGCUCAAACAAGUUUCCGUCAAUCAGAUGACACUCAAGAGGGAAGAAGUCAGUUAAGUUUACUGUGUAACUCCAUCUAUACUUCUCAUCAUUGUAAGCAUAGCCAGGCUUUGUGCACUCCAAUUUUUAAAUGUUACUAGAUACUAGUGGCUCCAAUGAUAUCAUGUCAUGCUAACAAACAAGGGAAUCUGGAUAAGGUAACGUAAAUAUCUCAGUUUUAAUGGUGUUGUGAAGGAACACCAUCACAUAAUGGUAUCUCAGGUUCGAACAUAUCACUUAAUAAGACAUCUUAUCAACAUAAAGCAUUAGGAUUAGCAGGUGAAGAGGGUGUGUGAGACACUUGCUUAUGGUAUAGAUUUGGACAUUUAUGGUUCUGGUUAGUGCUAAGGAAGACGAGGGAAUAUUGAGAAUUUUUUUUUUUCCACAGUUCAGGAAGAUUUGUUUUCGUUAACUUGACAACUCUGUUUGGUCUUAAAAGUACUCGCUGUCUCUGCUCAAAACUCACUUACAGGUCAAGUUGAUGCAGCAUUUUGAAUUUGGCCCUUGCCAACUCCAACUAAAGCAGACCAUCUGAGGCAGACUACCUCAAACUGCUUCUGGCUGGUGGUCACCAGAGCACUUUGAUCAGUCAUCAAAGGCGGUCUGGAUAGUGUGCUUUAUGGUCUUUUAUAGAAACCUGUGUUAAUGUUCAUCUCCCUAGCACCCAGCUCUCUUGUCACUUGCAAAAUGGGGCCACACUUCACGUGACUGUCUUACACAUGACAGCAACUCUAUUUCCAUCUUUGUGUUUACAUGCAGUUUUUGUUCAAUUCACUUUUUCAUGUGGUGGUGAUGUUAAGAUGACUGAUUCGAGCUUAGUCCUGAGACAAAAAUGAUGUUGAUGCAUAGUGUACGAGCUGCCUGUUUAAAGUGCUCGACACAGGUGUUCAAUGCCUCCUUAGCUCCUGAGCUAUGAUGGCAAAGUUCCCAAAAAAGGUGGUCAUUGUGGGAUUUGGUCUUUCAUCAUUUAUAAAAAUUUAACAAAGUGACACUAGUGUCUGUUUUAAACAUUCAAAUGCCUUCUUCAUAGCUGUACUUUAGUGUGCAACCAUAACGAAGAUAUACUGUUUUGUUUCCAAACGGCACUCCGGUUUCUCUCUUUUCACUUUAAAAUCCAAAUAUGUUUGAUUCACAUGAGUUUUUCUUGUCCAAAACAGUUCAGAUUUGGGAAAAUAUAACAAUGUUUUUCUCUCAUUUAAACAUAUAGAAUGUGUAAUUUUGUGUUUAUAUUAAAUUAUACGCACACAUUUACACAUAUAUCGGUCAUAUGGAAUGAUAUUAAAAAUGAGCUACCAUCAAGGAAUAUUCAAAGUGGCCUUAAUGAUCUGUUUCAGAUCGUUUUUAGGUCUAUGUUGCCCCUGUGAACCCACCAUUCCUCCAACUCUCUGUGCAUUAUGUACAGUAUCACUAUGCUGGAAUAUUACAUCGCCCCAUGUUAACUGAGUGGUAAUUUGAUUUAAUAACAAAUUAAAGCAACUACAAGGAACUUUUAUUUUGUGUUGAUUUUGGCGGCCACUGUAGACAAAAUGCUUCCUGGGGUGGAGACUGCAUUUCCCAUGAGCACCACCGCUUUGUGUCAUAAUGAUCUUGGUUUGGCUUUUGCAUGUAUUUGUUUUGUAAGCUAGUGAAAGACGGCCGCUUUUCCGUCUCACAAUGUAUUUCAUCAGUAAAAUAGGCAUAUUGCCUCUCUCUGAGGAAGAGGGACAAUUUAGGAUCAGUUUUGAAUCCUUUCAAAGCAGUCCUCUCCAUCUGUUGAAUGACCGACGAGGCUGACUCGCGUUUUCCCUGUGCUCUAUUACUUUAUUACGUUAAGCUUUAGGCUUUUUUUUAGUUCUUGUUGUUGUUGUUCUUCGGUCGAUCCUCUUAUUUUCUUAUCUUUGCUGUUUCUGCCCCAGUUUCAACCAAAACCACAAAGUAUAAUGUCAAAAAUAAAAUUCUCUAAAGAAAAGUCUGCUCCGCCCAGGUUCUUCUGGUCUGCGUACCGUAAACCAUUUUGUCAGAUUCCACGUGUAAUCAGACCCAGGGAAAAAUAUUAAGGGUACCUAUAAAGAAAUAGACAAGCUUCUUCUUGAUGGUAUUAAUUGCUUAUGUAGGUCAAAUAGAGCCGUUGGUAUUAAAUUGAGACCAUUUCAUAGCUCUUUGUAGCUGCUUUAAUUUAGGAAUAUGCACCACUCGAGCACAGCAUUAACUGAAAUGAUGAAAGUCUUAAAGGGUCAGCGAUUCAGUAUUGCACUUCCAUAAACUUGCAGCAGAGGCCUUGAUAUCCUCAUGCCAUUUUCACGUUAUAUGGAAAGAAUGGCAGGGAUGGGAAAAAUGUCAACUUGUGAGCUUUGACGGCAUUGAGACAAAUAUAUGGGGUUCAGGACCCCUCCAAGCCUGGGUGUCAAGAUGAGCUAAAGAUGUAGAAUACACACCAAGGCCCUCGAUAGUAUCAGUUGAUAUUGUGCUUUAGUAUUGCAUAUCACCAAUGUUUAAAUAAAUGAAAAUACCACAAACCGAAUGCCACAGUGAACAUGGGGCUUUUAGGGGUCUGGAGGUCUGGGCAGUUGCCCCUUUUGCCCAAUCGGUUUUCCGGCCAUGGCAGUGUCCAAGUAAAAAAGUAUUUUGACUGAUUGGUUUGCUGUCAAAGAAAUUAUUCACAUACAAGGCAGUCAACUUGUGACCAAUAAGGUCCACUCCUCCCCUACUUUUCAUAUACUUCUUUUUUAUUGAGGUGAAACAGCUGAAAAACAUUUCAUUGGUCAAUCUGAAGUCAAAAUCAUAUUGGCAGAUAAAUGGUGAAAAGAGCUGCAAGAUGGAGACACAUCUACUUGUAGUUAUCAGCUGACGUAUAGGUUAUUCUGGACUAAUUUAAACCUUUUAUUUUUAUUAUUAUUAUUAUUAUUACAUUGUUGUAAACCACUUGUUGAGACUUUCACAUUCGCUGUAUUUCCUCCAUGUCAAGUUUAAUGUUGACUAUAUCAUCAUGGACAAAAUGUUUGAAGUUAUAGGCUAAUACAAAUAUUAUUCCGUGUCUCCUCGAUGUUUUUUGCAGUGAUACAACUUCCUCUCGAUGCAGGCACAAUGCUGGUACAUACUGUCGCACUUUUUAGGGAAAUGAGACCCCAAUGUAAACCAUGUUAACCCCCGCCACACUCACAUACACACACACACACACACACACACACAUACAAACACACACACACACACACACACACUGCAAAGGGAAGCGUCUGAAGUCACAGGAACAGUGACAUAAAAACACGAAGUGUAAUAUUUUGCAACAUGAGUAUCAUUCCAAUAAAGUUUUACUUGUAAAAUUCUACUGAA